AUGUCUAUUACAAUUAGUGGUGCUAAACAAUUUUUAGAAGUUUUUCAAGAGAAUCAUAAAUCUAUGUAUGUGAACUUUAAGUUUGGUAAUGAUGAUCCUAAAUUCAGAGAACAAAAUGAUUAUUUUGAAAAGAUAGCUGAUAAAUAUUAUAAUUCUGAAAAAUUUGAUGGAAAAAUUGAUUUAUAUAAAUUAAACCUUAAUGAAUUUCAUGACAUAGAAGAAGUUAAGGUUUUACUUAGAAAAGAACGUUUUGAACUAUAUUAUUCUGCAUUUAUUGGUUAUUAUUAUAAUGGAAGUUUGUGUGGUUUUGUUAGAACAGAUCAAAAAAAACAAGUUGAAGAUUUUUUGGAAGAUGUUGAUAAUGAUUAUUAG
Messenger RNA from Hansenula ciferrii, 372 nucleotides. RefSeq lists its product as uncharacterized. The transcript has a single exon. The record is from RefSeq and is a predicted model, not a curated record. NCBI's taxonomy places the organism in Eukaryota, Fungi, Ascomycota, Saccharomycetes, Phaffomycetales, Wickerhamomycetaceae. The coding region runs from base 1 to 372 and encodes 123 amino acids.